GUAACUCAGCAGGUCAGGCAGCACCUCUGGAGAAAAGGAAUAGGUGACAUUUUGGGUCGACACCCUUCUUCAGACUGAGAAUCAGGGGAGAGAUAAAUGAAAUAUAGACAGUACUUGGGGCAAAUGAAUGGAAGUUAUACAAAAAGCAAUGAUAAUCAAGGAAAUGUGGUCCAUUGUUGGUUGUGGGAUAAGUUAUAUCGAGUUAUACAGGACGACAUUGAAACUAGUGCGGCAACUAGUGUGGGAAAUGUAUGAGGUUGGUCAAUGCUAUUUCAGUCAGAAAUACUUUGCAGAAUUACAACGUUUUCACACAAGAUUGUGCAGUGCAUUUCAGUUUAGUUCAGUUUAUUGUCACGUGGACCGAGGUACAGUGGAAAGCAAAAUCCAUAAUUAAAAUAAGAUUGUAAAUCGACAGUGUUGCAAUAAGCAACUGAGAACUUGCCCUUUCAUCAGAGGUUUAGCUAAUGGGCACCAAAAUAACAAAGAUUCAUUUUCAACCAGCUCAGGGGUCGAGUUCUAUUAUUUGUUACUGAGCCAGCUGGAGGGGAGGUGUGUCUUAAAGAUUAACUCGUGAAGCACUAUUUAAGCAUCAGGAGAACCAUUGACUUGGAGCAGUUAGCUCUGACAAUCCACCUCAAGCUAUGGGUUUAGCCAGUCAUGUCUGGUGCUUCCGAAAGUUGAUCAUUAUUUUGUUCUGUCCUCUGUUACUCCUGCCGCUGCCUCUCAUCGUCAAGACUAAAGAGUCUGAAUGUGCUUUCACCAUGCUGGUUGUGGCGAUAUAUUGGCUAACGGAAGCCAUGCCACUUUCUGCAACAGCUUUACUCCCGGCACUCAUGUACCCGCUCUUUGGCAUCAUGAAAUCCUCAGAGGUUGCUUCCGCCUACUUCAAAGAUUUCCACGUACUGUUGAUCGGCAUUAUUUGCUUGGCCACUUCUAUUGAGAAAUGGAAUCUACACAAGAGAAUAGCCCUGAGGAUGGUGUUGAUAAUGGGAGUCAAUCCUGGACGGCUAAUGAUGGGGUUUAUGCUCAGUUGCGUUUUCCUCUCUAUGUGGCUCAGUAAUACCUCCACUGCAGCUAUGGUGAUGCCCAUCGUUGAGGCCGUUCUUCAACAGAUCAUGAAGGCAGAGGCGGUGACCGAUGAUGCUCACAACACUACGAAUGGAUUCACGAACCGGGCCUUGGAAGUGAAUGGUAAGAUACCUGCUGACAUCCCACAUCCAGGUGCCACAUGGAGUGCAAAAUGUAUCAGAAUAUCUCCCAAUGAUUCUCGAGCGUUAUUUUUUUUUCUCCGACAGGCUGCAAAAGAAAGUGUGAGCAAAUAUAAAAGUGAGAAAGACAGUAACUUAUGCAAAGGAAUCUGUCUCUGCGUUGCUUACUCUUCCACUAUCGGAGGAUUAACUACAAUCACCGGCACCUCCACUAAUCUUAUUUUUGCUGAGGAACUCAACAUGCACUACCCCAAAUGCCACUGUAUAAACUUUGGGUCUUGGUUCAUACUAGUCUUCCCGAUGACUGUGAUCAUUGUGGUUUUAUCCUGGGUCUGGCUGCACGUGCUUUACUUUGGAUUCAACUUUUCAAAGACAUUUGAAUUCCGCAAAGAAAAAAGCAACAGGGAGAAAGCAUCAAUAAAAUUGAUUGAAGAAGAAUACAAGAAACUGGGACCCAUGGGGUAUCAGGAGAUUGUCACCCUCACCAUAUUUUGCUCCAUGGCUUUGUUGUGGUUUACACGGAAUCCAGGAUUCUUCCCUGGAUGGUCCAAUCUAUUUCCACAGUACAAAGGCUUUGCCACGGAUUCCACCGUCGCACUCUUCCUAGGAAUUCUAUUUUUCAUCUUGCCUGCUGAGAAUCCUGCUUCAGUUAUAAAAAAGAGGGGGAAGGAGUACACUGCACUCAUUACUUGGAAAGAGUUCCAGUCAUGCAUGCCUUGGGAAACAUCAAUACUUGUUGGUGGCGGCUUUGCCCUGGCAAAGGGUUCUGAGGUAUCUGGGCUUUCUUUAUGGGUGGGGGGCAAAUUGGAACCUCUUGGCAGUCUGCCCCCAUGGCUUAUCGUACUGGUGUCCUGUCUGAUUGUGACAAGUGUCACAGAGGUUGCAAGUAACCCGGCCACGAUCACAAUCUUCCUUCCAAUUCUAAUUGCCUUGUCUGAAGCCAUUCAUAUAAAUCCACUUUAUUUAUUAAUACCCUCAACUCUUUGCACUUCAUUUGCAUUCCUCCUGCCCGUGUCCAAUCCUCCAAAUGCUAUAGUCUUUGGGUACGGCCAUCUUACAGUCAUGGACAUGGUAAAAGCAGGAUUGGGUCUUAAUUUAAUUGGCGUUGUGGUCGUGAUGGUAGCGAUAUCAACGUGGGCAAUUCCAAUGUUUGAUCUCAAAACAUAUCCCUCGUGGGCAAAAGAUCUCAGGAAUGCAACAGCUCCAUAGCAUCUAGGAUGUACGCGAACAGGCAGAACAUGACUGGGAAUCCUAUUGCUAUUAAUGUGAACGAUGAAGACACUUUCUUACAGUGAGACUUUCAAAAGUCGCAGGUUAUACAAUAAGGUUUACAGCAUCUUCAUUUCUAGACUUCACUUCUUCCAACAAAAGACCCAAACUGCAACAUAGAAUAUAUAAUGAAAAUUAUAACUGGAAUACUGUAUCCAUUUAAGACAAUUGGAAGUACUUGCUACUGUGACUUAGUUGAAACUUCCGUUGUCAUUUUAUGAAUGUAUGACUUACAAUUAAUUUGCUAUACAUUCCACUUACAAAACUUCCAGAUUUGCACAAAAGCUUUUCCUGCCUGUGGUUGCAUUAUACCCUUUAUUCUGAGAUUCGACUGAAAUGUUACAUAACUGAUUAAGUUACUUGCCUGAAGGAUCAGAUAUUGUACUUUGCGGCAUUUUGAGGUCAUGUAAAAUAUUGUUCAAAUGCAAACAUUGUCUUGCUUUAUGUUGUUAGUUGAAAUGGAAUAUAUUGUAUUUGAACAAAUGCACAAUGCCUUCACAAUAUCGUAUGUACUUGUUCAUAAGCUUGUGUUCAUAAGUGAUAGGGGGAAGAUUAGGCCAUUCGGCCCGUGAAGUCUACUCCCCCAUUCAAUCAUGGCUGAUCUAUCUUUCCCUUUCAACCCCAUUCUCCUGCCUUUUCCCCAUAACCUCUGACACCCGUACUAAUAACCAGUACUAAUCACCCCACUGGUGCAGGGUAACAUUGAAAAGGCACCAGGUUCAAAACCCUUCAUCAGUGUUUUUUCUCAGGAAAAUAGGAGUGGUGACGUUUCGAGGUCGAGACUCUUUUUGCUUUUUCUGUCAACUUAAAUCAGGUUCAUUGUCCCAUGCACAAGCAUAGUGACGUACAGACACAAUGAAAAUCUUGAAAGGCACUUCUUGCAUCAUCCUCAUUUCUAUUCAUAUCAAUCAUCAAGGUUUAAAUACUUGUUUUGCUUGCUUUGUGGCUCCUUGGAACAAGUUUGGUCUGAAUUCCGUCACCCAAAACAAGUGUUGAAAGGAACUGCAGAUGCUGGUUUACACCGAGGAUUGACACAAAAUGCUGGAGUAACUCAGCGAGUCAGGCAGCAUCUCUGGAGAGGAGGAAAUGGUGACGUUUUGGUACAAGACCUUUCAUCGGAUUCGGGUUGAGACCAAUCUUCAGACAGAGUCAGGGAAGAGGGGAAACAAAAGAUAUGAAAAGGUACAUGUAACAGAUGAAUGAAAGGUAUGCAAAAGGCCAAAUGAAUGCCAGCAGUGAUGAUCAUGGAAAGGUGAAAUACUGACGUCUGAUGAAGAGUCUUAACUCGAAACGUCGCCCCAUUAUUUUGUAUGUACAUUUGAAACAGUAAUAUCACCACUUGCCCGUGAGUGAUGCCAAAAAAACGAUUUACUAUUAUACAAUAUACAAUAUAUCAAACUCUACGAUUCUUCCCCUCUCUGUCGUGGAGUAAACUGAGACUGAGAUAGACCCCCCCCCCACCUUUGCACAUCCCCAAAGCCUUACCAGUCGUCACUUUAUUUUCAUGUUUCAUGCAUUUUGUGUUUUUUAUAAUUGUUAGCAAAUUCAUUUCCUUCCUGGGAUAAAUAUUCUAUCGUAUUGUUUCGUAGAAAUGUGAUUUAAAUACCAUACUGGCCUUUGAUCUUGUGUCUGAAUUUAAUUUUAUUUGUCUUCCGUUUCCUUUAUGAUGUAUUUUUUUGUCCAUGUAACUAUAACACGGCACUCCAGAGUAAAUCAUUUAAAGUCAUUUUAAUCCCUUUUAAAAGAAAGUAUUUAGAAAUCUUAUCUAUUUUUAGUAUUUGUAUUUGGGGGCGGCAUAUUGGCGCAGUGGUAGAGAUGGUGCCACACAGCGCCAGGGACCCAGGUUCGAUCCUGACUGCUGGUGUCUGUGCUGUCUGUACGGAGUUUGUACAUUCUCCCCAUGACCUGCUCCAGUUUCCUCCCUCAUCCCAAAGACGUGCAGGUUUGUAGAUUAAUUGGUUUCUGUAAAGUCCCUAGCGUGUGGGAUAGAACUAGUGUACGGGGGUGAUUGCUGGUUGGCACAGAUUUGGUGGGUCAAUGCUGACUAAAUCAUUCCAGACUAAACUAAAUCAUAUCCAACUUCACCAAUGCUGUGAGAACAAGACAGUACGUAAUAUUGUUUUUUCACCAUGAGAGAAUAGCGGACCUCAUUUACAUGCCUGUUAUUUGCAGAAUUGUUCAUGACAGGAAAUCAAACAACUUCUCUGCAUCAGUGUCAUGUUUCUGUUACAUUAUUCAUCAAUGCCGCUGCAGAUGGGAACUGCAGAAUUUUCUUUGGAAUAAAUGUCUCUCUGUAAAGCUAAUAAAGCUGUUUUCCUUUUCGAUUAAUUGUGACGUGAUUUGAAUAAGUAGAAUAAGUCGUAUCAUGUUUUCCAUCGAAACAAGGGAGCAAAGUUGCCACAUUUAGCAGUCUGUUUCUGUCAUUCAAUAAUUCACUCACAGCAUAUGCUUUGAAUUAAAUAACAAAUAAAGUAAACAUGCGAAAAAAGAAUUGUCAGCGCGCGAGUGCAAUCUGAACACGAUUGCUAAUUACCGCAGAGCUUUUAUUCAGACUGAAAAUUAAAAAAA
Leucoraja erinaceus (little skate) is the source of this 5045-nucleotide messenger RNA. It is a transcript of the gene slc13a1, whose product is annotated as solute carrier family 13 member 1. Gene Ontology annotation, cellular component: membrane. Gene Ontology annotation, biological process: monoatomic anion transmembrane transport. The transcript has 13 exons. Gene Ontology annotation, molecular function: sodium:sulfate symporter activity. The coding region runs from base 642 to 2417 and encodes 591 amino acids. Lineage: Eukaryota; Metazoa; Chordata; Chondrichthyes; Rajiformes; Rajidae. The record is from RefSeq and is a predicted model, not a curated record.